Molecule: messenger RNA, 2837 nt
Organism: Hevea brasiliensis (rubber tree)
Lineage: Eukaryota; Viridiplantae; Streptophyta; Magnoliopsida; Malpighiales; Euphorbiaceae
Exons: 14
Coding region: 91-2331 (746 amino acids)
Molecular function (GO): nucleic acid binding
Source: RefSeq, a predicted model, not a curated record
CACACCAUUCGAAUUUGCAAGAUCAAAGACUCUGUAAAAUUUCAAUGCCAUUUAGCACUUUCUCAUGAGAUUACUCCUUAAUUUACAGAAAUGGAUGGUCUCGCUCUCGCUACCGCCUCUUCCGCCAAUACCAACGCUUGCUCUUCCUUGUCUAUCAAUAAAUCGCAUUUUCCUUUUGUGUCAGCUGCAGUAAGAGGUAUAAGAAGUAGAAGAAGAGAGGUGGGGUUCCUUAGAAAGAGUAAAUUUGUUGUUUUGGCAGCAAAAGAAGAAGAGCCCAAUCUUGACCAGUGGGACCAAAUGGAGCUCAAGUUUGGCCGCAUGCUUGGUGAAGACCCCAAACUUACCCUUGCCAAGAUAAUGGCUAGAAAGGCAAACCCGAAUGUUUCGUAUCUCGAAGUUGAGAAAUCAUUUUACGAGAACAAGGGUAAAAUAGUGGAAAUAAGGGAACUUCCUUUUGAUGUGUCUAAGGAUAAGAAACCAUCGAAUUCAUUAGAUGGUUUGAAUUUGGUUCGCCCUGUUCCUAAAGUAGGAUUUAAAGUUCAAGCUGAUGGUAAGCCAGUAGCAACCGUGAUAAAGAAGCCAAGCCAACCAGUUGGAAAAGCCAUGGAUAAUACUAAGCGCAGUGUUCCUAAUGUUAUCUUAAGAAAGCCAGCUAUGUUCGUUGAGGAUGAUGUGGAAGAUAAGUCUACUUCAAGGUCUAAAAUGAGGAUUAAACCAAAUUUGACCUUGAAAAUGAGGAAUGAUCAAGCCAAGGGAAAGUUUAGUGAUAUGACUCUGUUGAGAAAGCCAGAACCAUUGAGUGUUGAUAAAAAGGAAGAAUCUUUGGAUAAUCCAGAGACGAAAUUUUGCAAUGAUGCAACCAGAUCGAGAAUGUGGAAGGAACAAGAUGGGCAUAACUAUAGUGGUUUUACUCUAUUAGAGAAGCCUGAGAAUACAAUGAGUGAUGUUAGGCAAUCUUCAGAAACUGGGGAUGGUGCAGUUGCAAAUGAGCAAGAGCUAGAAGAUGACUCCAGAUUAGGAAUGCAGCCACUUGAUAAGAGCAAUAUUGGGCCCAGUACAGAGGAAACUGCAACAAAUGUAUCAUCUGAUGGAAAUUCUGUUGAUUCCACUGUCAAGAUCUCAUCAGAAGCUACACUGCAAGGGAAGCCAAAGAGAUUCGACUUCUCAUUGAAAGAAGCAUCAACCUCUAUCAUAGAAGAGAUGUCUAUUUUACAUCCAGAAAGUCAUGUAAAUGUUGAUGAGCUUUUGAAUCGCCCUCCUACAUCACCUUUAGAGGAUGCUGAUUGGUCCAAAGCAGAGGAUCUGCUCAGGACAGGACAUAGGGGAGAGGUUGAGUUAGUCAGCUCCAGCACAAGAGGCUUUGUUGUAUCUUUCGGCUCGUUGUUAUGUUUUUUGCCAUACCGUAAUCUUGCUGCAAAAUGGAAGUUUUUAGCAUUUGAAUCUUGGUUGAAGCAGAAAGGCUUUGACCCAUCAAUCUAUAAGCAAAAUUUAGGAAUUAUUGGCAGUUAUGAUGUCUUAGACAAGAACCUUUCUCCUGAUUCAAGAAUGGAUCCGGUUGGACAAGAAAUUGCACCAGAUAUGAAAUUGGAGGAUCUUCUUAGGAUUUAUGACCAAGAGAAACUCAAAUUCUUGUCCUCAUUUGUUGGUCAGAGAAUUAAGGUGAAUGUGGUAAUGGCUGACCGGAAAUUGAGGAAACUUAUAGUUUCUUUGAGGCCAAAAGAGAAGGAAGAGUCAAUUCAGAAAAAGAGAUAUCUCAUGGCUAAACUUCAAAUAGGAGACGUUGUGAAAUGCUGUAUCAAGAAAAUAACUUACUUUGGAAUUUUUGUUGAGGUUGAAGGUGUGCCUGCAUUAAUUCACCAGACAGAGGUGUCAUGGGAUGCAACUGUGGACCCUGCAUCAUAUUUUAAAGUUGGUCAGAUUGUGGAGGCAAAAGUUCACCAAUUGGAUUUCACGAUGGAACGUAUUUUCUUAUCAUUAAAGGAGAUUACACCUGAUCCACUGAUUGAGGCCUUGGAAUCUGUGGUUGGUGAUCGUGAUUCCUUUGAUGGGAGAUUACAAGCAGUGCAGGCAGAUUCUGAGUGGACUGAUGUAGAAUCACUUAUCAAAGAACUGCAACAAAUUGAAGGGAUCCAGUCCGUAACUAAAGGCCGUUUUUUCUUGAGUCCUGGUUUAGCCCCAACAUUUCAGGUAUAUAUGGCGUCCAUGUUUGAAAAUCAAUACAAGUUACUUGCUCGAUCUGGAAACAAAGUACAAGAGGUGAUAGUUGAAGCAUCAUUGGGUAAAGAAGAAAUGAAAUCUACGAUUUUAUCAUGCACUAACAGAGUGGAAUAACUAAUUAGUUGCUGGUUCACAAAAUUUCAUACGUCCUCCUAUUCAGCCCACUUAGAUGGUGCGCUGUGUUGCUACAUUGGUACUGCAGGUUUGACUCAUUGCAUGGUUCUUUAUUCUAGAGAGUAAAAACAGGAUCUCAUUGCAGUGAUCGGGCAUAUGGAGAGGGAGAGGAUGGGCAAGGGCAAAGGUGAUGCUUUUUCAGUUUUUCCUUGUGUAUUGGAAAGGGAGUUGAUGACACGAGUCAUUUAAAUUACAGGUUAUAUUGGUGUCUUAGCAGAACAGAAAAUUCAAUUGAUGUUGUAUUUUUUUUGGAGUUGAGCUUCCAUCAUUCCUCCCCUUUCUUCUUCUCAUGUUACGCUUAGUUGUGUGGAAUCUGUAGCUCUAAUCUUUGUCUUAGGGUUCUUAUCAUGCAGCAGUAUUAGCCUUGAAGUGAAGAAAGGUUUAAACUUGAAACUUGUACAACAUCUGUGAAGGGCAAUACACUCGGAAAAAGUUAUGGAAUGGCA